Messenger RNA from Gymnodraco acuticeps, 4076 nucleotides. Its product is annotated as ERC protein 2-like. The transcript has 19 exons. Gene Ontology annotation, molecular function: structural constituent of presynaptic active zone. The coding region runs from base 621 to 4034 and encodes 1137 amino acids. Gene Ontology annotation, cellular component: cytoskeleton of presynaptic active zone. Gene Ontology annotation, biological process: neuromuscular synaptic transmission; regulation of synaptic plasticity; maintenance of presynaptic active zone structure. Lineage: Eukaryota; Metazoa; Chordata; Actinopteri; Perciformes; Bathydraconidae. The record is from RefSeq and is a predicted model, not a curated record.
UAUUUACACAAAUGAAACUGUGCUUCAAUGUGUGUGACAGAUUAAUUAUUAUGUAAGGUUCUAGCUCGAAGUCAUGUAGCCGUGUGCAUAUGAGCAAGAAACUAAUCCUUCAUGCCGUGGUCGUGGAGUUAUUCGGGCGACUGUGCACAACUGCAUGCACCGCGCUCAUGCCACCCGUGAAGGAUAGUGCAGUCUACUUCAUACUGUAUCUUCGGUUUGGCGCUUGUUGAGUUGUAUGAGAGGGGCACAUGUUCAAAUGCAAACUACCGAGUUACGCUUUUGCAGUUUGGGUGCCGACUCGAGUUUUCUCUUCGCGGCAACAGCUGGCUGCCAACUCACAAAAUCCAUGAUGUUCUGCACUGUAGCUGAAACCACGAGACCUCUGACCUGUGUGUCUGGGAGCCCUUUAACCAACAAUCACUGCCAUUUCCGUCUAAUAGGACUAAAUAAGACUCAGCCUCAAGCCCUAAACAAUCAGGGAUGGACAGGUGAAAACUGAGAGGCCGAGGGGGGGGCCUUUAUUUUAAACCUUGUUAAUCCAGCUGGUUCCAUAGAGGGACAUGCAAUUAUUCUCAACCAUAGCAGUUUCUUUUUAGAAGUCCACUUUUGCCAUAUAAAAAAUGCCUAUAAACAUUAGAGCCAGGCCCGCGCAGAGCAAACUGUUGGCUGCCCCAAAGAGCAGCGCGCAAACUGAUGGCGGCACAUCACAUUCACGCUUUUCAAGAUCCAACAAACAGGGGAAAGGCAAACAGGCUGCCAUCUCAGCAACAGGCUCGCGAUCUGGGCUAGAACCAGGCUCGGUGUCAGGGGGUGGGCCUGCACCAGCGUCUAAAUUACCUGCAGGUCAAGGAAGCUUGACGAAGCCAGGUCCGAAGAUCAAACCUGGCACAGCAACAGACAAAGGAACAACUCGUGGUUCAGCGACAGCUCCAGGCGGUAAAACCCUGUCUAUGGAGAACAUCCAGUCUUUGAGUGCUGCCUAUGCCACUUCAGGCACCAUUUACCCCUAUGAGAGAGAUUCGUUGGAACCCUCCGUUGGGUACCCCAAAGGCACCAUGACGCUGGGCAGGAGCACCAGCCGCUCCUCCUACACUAACCGAACAACAGCCAUGGGCAGCACCCCCAACAUCACCUCCUCUGGGAUCCAUCACCCGUCAGACCCCUACGGAGAGCAAAGCUUGCAUCCUGCGAGGACUUCCAGUCUGCGGCGCCAGUCUGGAAGACAUCCGCAGGCAUCGGAACCCACGGGACGGGGAGAGGUUCCUUUGAUUGAUUUCCAGUCUCAGCUGAGGGAGCUGCAGAGCGAGAAUGACAACCUGAGGAGAGAGCUGGAUGUUGGGAGGGAUGGUGGGACGGGUCCAAGCAUGAACAAUGUCAACUUCUGGAGCCCAGAUGUGAAGAGAGACAAGGGGGUAAGGCGGGAGGAAGGAAUGAGGGGCUCGGUUCUGAAGGACCACUACAGGACUAACCAAGAGGAUUUACAGCAGCCUGGGGAUAUCCGAAGAAACAAGCAGCUUCCGUUGACGGUCCAGGAGCUUCAGGAGGAGCUGAGGGCUCACAGGGAGAUGAACAGUCGCUUGCAGCAACAGCGGCAGCAGGGGAACUCUAGCUCUUAUCGAGAACACACAGACCAGGACCACCGAGGCGGGCUCAGCCCCGGCCACAGCCCCAGACAAAGUUCCAGCAACCUGCACAGUCCUGCGCCGAGGAACAGCCCGAGAGUCAGCCCGUCGAACACCUACAAUCCGAGGCAACAGGAAGCUGACGUCAUCCUUCACAGCCCUGGUUUUGGCUGUAACACUGCGGUCACUGCGCAGAAAAUCAGCCCUGCCAACACCCUCCGCCCCGGGCCAAGAAUCAGCCCAAACCAGUCCUUCUACACUCCUAGCCAGGGUCCGGUGGCAGCGCCCUGCUCUAGUUCACUCCAGCCGUGUAGCCCCUGCCAGGUGCCUGGGUGUGGCGGCCUCUCCUCCUCAUCUCCUCCGCUGGAUCCAUCGGACGAGAAUUACUUCGGGAUGCAGUCGGAGCACGAGCGGCAGGCCAAGGAGCUUUUCCUGCUGAGAAAGACCAUGGAAGAGAUGGAGAUGAGAAUCGAUUCUCAGAAACAGACGCUGGGUGCCCGGGACGAGAGCAUCCAGAAGCUGCUGGAGAUGCUUCAGGGUCAAGGUCAGGGACACUGGGUCCGGGGACAGCGGACAGGCAUCAUCACCAUGGCGGCACAGGAGGCGGAGGCGCAGAUGGAGAACAUGCAUGUGAGAGAGGAACUCCAUCGCCGGAACCAUCUCCAGGCCGAACCGGCCAAGACCAGAGCUCUGCAGACUGUUGUUGAUAUGAAGAACACCAACCCCCCUUUCUGUUUUGAUCCUGACGUAAUCUGGCAGGACACAAAGAUCUCCUCCCUGGAGAGGAACAUCCGAAACUUAGAGGAUGAGGUCCAGGUGUUAAAGACCAGCGGCCUGCUGCACCCGGAUGAGAGACAUGAUGAGCUCAAGCAGGUGGAGGUCUACAAGAGCCAUUCUAAAUUCAUGAAGACUAAGAUAGAGCAGCUGAAGCAGGAGCUGAACAGGAAGGAGUCAGAGAUGCAGGCCCUGCAGACCAAACUGGAAACACUGACCAAUCAGAACUCAGACAGCAAACAACACAUCGAGGUGCUAAAGGAGUCUCUCAGCGCCAAGGAGCAACGGGCCAAUACACUGCAGACAGAGGUAGAUGCUCUGCGUGUGCGUCUCGAGGAGAAGGAGCAGCUACUGACCAAGAAGACAAAGCAGCUGCAGGACCUGAACGAUGAAAAGAGCACGCUGACAGGAGAGAUCAGAGACAUGAAGGACAUGCUCGAUGUCAAGGAGAGGAAGGUUCAUGUCCUGCAGAAGAAGAUUGAAAACCUGUUGGAGCAGUUAAAGGAUAAGGACAAACAGCUGACUGGGUUGAGGGAAAGGGUCCAAGGCCUCCAAACUGACUCUAGCAACACAGACACAGCCCUCUCCACUCUGGAGGAAGCCCUAUCAGAAAAGGAGCGUGUGAUUGAGAAUCUGCGCGAUCAGAAGGAGCGGGAAGACAGGGUUCGCAUGGAGGAGCUGGAACUGAUGAGGAAGGAGAACCAGCUAUUAAAGGACAAACUUUCAGUACUGCAGCCCCUGAAACUGACUCAGAGUCAGCCUGCCAUCCCCGUCCUGUCCACAAACCAGAGGCCUGAUGAAGAGGCAACAGCCAAAGUAGAUGGACCCCCAGCACGAAGCCCCACAACCCAAAACAUAGAAGAAGCAGUCCGGAAGUGUCCAGACAUCACAGACCGUCUGAGGCUUCUGGAGCAGGAAGUGGCUCGCAAUAAAGAGGAUUCUGGGAAAUCACAAGUGGAGGUUGAGAGGCUAAUGAUGGCUCUGAGGGAUGCUGAAAUGGACAAAUUGCUCAAGGAGAAGAAAAUUGCUGACCUUGAGAGACCUGGGCAAGUCAAGUCCCCUAAUAUCCAGAAGCAGACAGUGGCGAGUGAGAUGACGAAAGAUGGCCUGAUUGAUGGACAUCCACACUCUUUAUCGCAGUUGGAGGAGCUGAUGGGGGCUUUAGAGAAGACACGUCAGGAGCUUGAUGCCACCAAGCUGCAUCUGUCCUCCACCCAGCAGUCCCUGCAUGAGAGAGACGGGCACCUCAACAGUCUUCGCCAUGAGCGACGGAAACAGCUGGAGGAGAUUCUGGAAAUGAAGCAGCAGGCUUUGCUGGCAGCCAUCAGUGAGAAGGAUGCAAACAUCGCCCUGCUGGAGUUAUCCUCUUCCAAACGGAAAAAAUCUCAGGAGGAAGUGAUGGCUCUGAAGAGGGAGAAAGACAGGCUCAUGCACCAGCUCAAACAGCAGACUCAGAGCAGAAUGAAGAUGAUAGCGGAUAACUAUGAGGAAGAUCACAUCCACCCCCAGCAUCAUCCUCACCAUUCUCACCAUAUGCAUCCAGCCAACGUGCAUCACCGAAGCCUGCCAAGAGGGCCCCCCCAUGCCAAUCACCGACCCCCUAUGGACCAGGACGAUGAAGAGGGAAUAUGGGCAUGAUCACCAUCACCAUGGAAACCCUGCAUCCACUUAUCCACAGUG